Fusarium coffeatum is the source of this 1218-nucleotide messenger RNA. RefSeq lists its product as uncharacterized. Gene Ontology annotation, biological process: L-phenylalanine catabolic process; L-tyrosine catabolic process; homogentisate catabolic process. The coding region runs from base 1 to 1218 and encodes 405 amino acids. The record is from RefSeq and is a predicted model, not a curated record. The transcript is spliced from 3 exons. Lineage: Eukaryota; Fungi; Ascomycota; Sordariomycetes; Hypocreales; Nectriaceae. Gene Ontology annotation, molecular function: fumarylacetoacetase activity.
AUGGCAGCUACAGAUUUCUCCAACCACUUCUCAGAAAAGAACAUUCCCUUCGGGAUCGCUUCAUCUGAAAGUCACAAAGAACCUCAAGCUGUUACCAGAUUGGGCAACACUGUCAUCUUCCUCCAAGAUCUGGUGAAUGAGCUGUUCAAGGAUGUUGAGGGUCUGACAGCUUGUGUUCUUGGCCAGUCAACCCUGAACGACUACGUAGCUUUACCCAAGAGCGUUCACCAGAAUGUUCGAAGCCAAAUCCAAUCAGCAUACCAAAAGGGCGGACUCGAUGCCUUCCCGCCGGGUAGCAGAGAAGACAUCAGUGGUGUUACAAUGCACUUGCCCAUGGAAAUCAAAGACUUCGCCGAUUUCUCCUGUUCACUCGACCAUGUCAUCAACGCAGGUCGUAUUGUCGUGAAUAACCCACACCCACCACCAGGCUUUUUCCACUUCCCUGUUGGCUACCAAGGUCGCACAAGCUCAAUCGUCACUUCAGGCACAGACAUCGAGCGUCCUUACGGUCAGUUUCGCAAUCCUGUGGACGGUUCUAUCAUCUACGGACCUUCCCAAAAGGUUGAUUAUGAAGUUGAGCUUGCCGCUGUUAUUGGAAAGCCUUUGGGCAUGAAGCAGAGAUUAAAUGCAAAGGACGCCGAGGAGCAUAUCUUUGGUUUUGUUAUUCUAAAUGACUGGAGUGCUCGCGAUAUCCAGGGCUUUGAGAUGAGCCCUCUUGGUCCUUUCAACGGUAAAAGUCUAGGAACAUCCAUCUCCCCAUGGAUUAUCACCCUCGACGCUUUAGACCCCUACCGUACACGCUCCCCAGCCCAACAAACCCUCUCAGCAUCAUAUCUCCAACACCCCAACCCUUCCACCUUUUCCAUCACAAUGAAAGUCGAGCUCCUCGCCAACUCAACCACGACAACGCUUGGCACAUGUCCUGUCGAAGCUCUCUACUGGACUCCCCAACAAAUGAUUGCUCAUUCAGUCAGUUCUGGCAGUGCUCUUAGAACCGGAGAUAUCCUUGCCACAGGCACAGUUAGUGGAUCGGAUGAGGCGAGUAGAGGCUGUAUGCUUGAGACUACUGAGGGUGGAAGUAAGCCUGUUACGCUGAGCGACGGGUCGAAGAGAGGCUAUCUUGAGGAUGGGGAUGUUGUGAGGAUAACCGCUGUUGCUGGAGAUGGGGUUGGGUUUGGGGAGUGUGUUGGUCAACUUACUCCUGCCCGAGCUUACUAG